Molecule: messenger RNA, 1246 nt
Organism: Phytophthora nicotianae INRA-310
Lineage: Eukaryota; Oomycota; Peronosporomycetes; Peronosporales; Peronosporaceae
Exons: 2
Coding region: 127-1140 (337 amino acids)
Biological process (GO): sphingolipid biosynthetic process
Cellular component (GO): endoplasmic reticulum membrane
Molecular function (GO): 3-dehydrosphinganine reductase activity
Source: RefSeq, a predicted model, not a curated record
GCAAACAAUUUUGGCGGGGCUAGAACGCCCAUUGGCUAGAAUGCAACAUGGCUACAUAAACUGCAACAAGUGGUUCAGAACUGAGCGGGGUCAUAUCGGGGGAUCAUCGCGUUUGCUUUGCCCAAAAUGGACGUGUGGACGGUGGUGUACGCAGUGGCAGGCUGCUCUCUACUGUCGUUUGUGGUGACAAAACUUCGCGCUCCUGGCUUCGAAGUCGACGGUAAACAUGUCUUCAUCACCGGUGGAAGCUCUGGGAUUGGCCUGGCGACAGCGAAGAAGUAUGCACAAACAGGUGCCAAAGUCUCCAUCAUUGCCCGCGAUGCUAAGAAGCUCGAGGUGGCAAAGCAGGAGAUCGAAGCUGUUCACAAACACAAAAAUACUCCGGUAUUCGCUCAAUCCUGCGAUGUCGUCGAUUUCGAGGCAGUCAAGAAGGCGGUGGAGGCUUCAAAUGCCUUCCACAAGCGCGCCACCGACCACGUUGUCUGCUGUGCAGGCAUCGUGGAGCCUGGUUACUUCAUGGAGCAGGACGUUGCAGGGUUCAGGCGCUCAAUGGAUAUCAACUACUUUGGCUGCCUUCAUGUCGUGCACGCGGCGCUGCCGGCUAUGAUCAAGCAACACGAAGUCGAAGGCGGCAACGAUGGAGGACAGGUUACACUGGUGGGGUCUGCCUUCUCACUCAUGGCCUGCAUUGGUAGUGCGCAGUAUUCGUCCUCCAAGUACGCACUGCGAGGUCUGGCUGAGUCGUUGCGCAACGAGUUGAAGCUGUACGACAUCCGUGUGAGUGCUUUCUACCCUGGCAACGUCGACACUCCCAUGCUUGAACACGAGCUAGCACUCACUCCUCCGGAGACCAAGACAAUUGAAGGAGUCAGCACUCCACUGUCACCUGAGGCCGCGGCUCAGACGCUGGUGAACGGGAUUGCAAAGGGCCAUUUCAGCAUCACGACAGACCCGCUUGUCUAUCUUCUACGCAUCCUGUCGAACGGAGUCACGCCGAGACACAACACGGUGCUGGAGACCGCGUCGCUGCCAUUGGUCAUAGUCGUCCAGUUUGUCUUCCUCAUCUUCAUGGACGCCGUUGUCGAAUAUUCACGUUGGAAACGAGCAAAACAACGUAAAAGCGACAAGAAGGAUCAAUAACUGUUAGCAUUCUUCAUAAAGCAAAACCGAAAAUCAAGCGCAUUGGUUCAAAAGUGAAGCACAAUCUCCAUUCAUCUCCCCACUGUAGCGCAGUAUACUUCUCCUC